GGGGAGGAGCCAGGGAGUUGAGAGAGGGAGAGAAGGGAGGCAGAGAGAAAAAGCAGACGGGCUGCUGAAAAUGGAGAGCACACGGAGAAAGGUGAUCGGAGAUUAUUCAAGAGCAUGUCAAAAUAGGAAGACCACAACAGUUACACUAAACUCAAAAUAGGGAAUAACUCCACCGCAUAGACCCUUUUAGAAGAAGGAUCCAGCCUGCGAGAGCAACAUUUAGCUGUUUGAUUUCAGCACAAGAUCAAGUCAGUAGAAGAGAAGGUGUUUCUCAGUAUGAGUCGAGAUGGGCGGAGGAAGAGGGACAGGGAUGACAACGGUUGGGCCUCCAGGGGUGGCUACAUGGCUGCUAAGGUGUCCAAGCUGGAUGAGCAGUUUAAGAUGGACGCCCCCAGAGAGAAACAGAAAGAUGGAGUCUGCUCUAGCAUCUUCACUGGGGUGGCCAUAUAUGUCAACGGGUACACAGACCCCAGUGCGGACGAGCUGCGCAGGCUGAUGAUGCUGCAUGGGGGUCAGUUUCACAUGUACUACUCCCGCUCCAAGACAACCCACAUAAUAGCCACCAACCUGCCCAACAGCAAGAUACAGGAGCUGAGGGACCAGAAGGUGGUCCGGCCGGAGUGGAUCACUGACAGUAUCAAGGCUGGCCAUCUCCUGUCCUACCUGCAGUACCAGCUCUAUGCCAAGCAGAAAGGCCUGAGCUUCCCCAGUGUGUGUGUUCGCCAGGGCCAGGAGGCUGCAGGACUCAGCCACGGGCAAAUCCAACCCAGCCACAGCCUCCCUGUACCCAGCCUCAAUAACCUCAUACCUGUCCUCAGCAACCCAUCCCCCAGCCUUGGGAAGCCCCUAUCCAGCCACAGUCAUCUACACAUAGACAAUCUCCUCCCCCAGCCCAACCAGUGUAACCCGCUAGCUGGUGACCUCAACCCCCAGCCCAGCCACUCGCUCCCCCUCCCCAGUCACCUUAACCCCCAGCCCAGACACUUUAGCCCAGGACACUGCUUUCUCAGCCCCUACUCCUCCAAUCAUCUCUACUCUGACCCAGGACACAUCCCCCACCACCCACCCAGCCAAGGGCAGGCCAAGCCAGGCUGCAUCCAGCCUCUUGCUCCAGCCGACACCCACUUACAGACCCCCGGUCCCAUCCCAGCUCACCCCAGCCAUGAGCACUCUAAACCUGGGCACGCACAACCUCAGUCCAGCCUCUCCUUCUCCAACCACCUCCAGCACAGCUACCGGGAUCUGGACUUCAGACUAAAUGGAUCAUUACUGACCUAUGACAAAAUGAGGACCGCCCAAAUAAACUGGGUGCAAGAGGGGGGCGGUGAGGACCCCUGUCCUGUCAGACCCACCAGAGGGGCAACGGACCCCCCUCUGACCAAUGGUCACACCCACCCUGUGAAUGGUGCCUUAAAGCCUCUGGAUCUCUCCCCCAAGCCCACACUACCCACAGACACACCCACGGGGGGGUCUGUGUCCCUGCAUCCUGCCAGCCCCCUAUCCAACUCUCCUUUGAAAUCUGACCCCCCCAAACUUCUCCACAGCCCCCCCAGGAACCCAACUCCUCCCCCUGUGUCUCACCACAGACACCACGAACAACUGGCCAAUGAACAGCGACCCAAACCUCCGCCGCCCACCUAUCAGGAGGCGACGGCUGCCUUGGCGUCCCGCCCCCUCGUUCUCCCACCGCCGAAGCCCCGUCAAUCAGAUUCCCCUCCUGAGAAACCCCUCCCCCUUGAUAACCCAAACCUCUCCACUUCCCCUAUCCGUCUGAAUGGCAGUCACCACAAUGCCUUUACACCUAACCCCGCCCCUCUUGAAACCAACAACUUAUCAGCUAUUCCCUCAAAUCCCGCCCCUCCAGACAGCGACCACCAAUCAGUACUGGCGAAGACCGGGGGGAUCAUCUCAGAGUUCUACUCCCACUCUCGUCUACAUCACAUCUCCACGUGGAGGAGUGAGUUCUCUGAGUAUGUCAACAUGCUGCAGAGCAGGAGGGGGGCCACAGGGGGCGCAACAUUCCCCGGGAGAGACAGGCUCAAACGCCAGAGGAGAGAGGGUUCGUCAGCUGCUCCUGGCCCUCAGUCCUGUAUCCUGCAUGUGGACAUGGACUGUUUCUUUGUCUCUGUGGGGAUCAGACACAGGCCCGACCUCAAAGGGAAGCCAGUAGCUGUGACCAGUAACCGUGGUCCAGGCAGAGUGGCCCAGAGGCCUGGUGUUGACCGCCAGCUGGAGCUGCAGUACUAUCAGAGGAAAUACUCCCAUGCAGGUGUCUCGGGGAGGAAGGAUGGGGACCUGGAGGAAAUGACCUCGGCCGAGAGUCACGUCUCCCACGGCAAUGGUGUGGACCCGGACACAACUUGCCUCUCUAUGGCUGAGAUUGCCUCCUGUAGCUACGAGGCCAGGCAGGCAGGAGUGAGGAAUGGGAUGUUUUUUGGCCAGGCCAAACAGCUGUGUCCUUCCCUGCAGUCUGUCCCUUAUGACUUCCAGGCUUACAAGGAGGUGGCACUGGCUAUGUACGAGACCCUCGCCAGUUAUACUCACAACAUUGAAGCUCUGAGUUGUGACGAGGCGUUGGUGGAUUGCUCUGCCCUGCUGGCUGAGUUGGGUGCUACACCUGAAGAGCUGGCCAGCGCCAUCCGGACAGAUGUCAGGGAGAGGACUGGGUGCACUGCCUCGGUGGGCAUGGGGUCCAACAUCCUGCUGGCGAGGAUGGCGACCCGGAAGGCCAAGCCGGACGGACAGUACCUCCUGAGGUCAGAGGAAGUGGACGACUUCAUCAGGGACCACAGGGUCACUAGCCUGCCAGGUGUGGGCCGUUCUAUGGGCGCAAAGCUGGCGUCUCUGGGUGUGAGGUCGUGUGGGGACCUGCAGCAGGUGUCUCUACAGCAACUGCAGAAGGAGUUUGGCCCUCGCACCGGGCAGACCCUCUUCAGGUUCUGCCGAGGUCUCGACGACCGGCCCGUACGCAGCGAGAAGGAAAGGAAGUCUGUCUCGGCCGAGAUGAACUACAACAUCCGCUUCACACAGGUGGACGAGGCGGAGUCGUUCCUGACCAACCUGUCCAUGGAGGUACAGAAGCGUCUUCAGGGGGCGGGGCUCAGGGGUCGCAGACUGACCCUAAAGGUCAUGGUGCGUAAGGUGGGGGCCCCGGUGGAGCCAUCCAAAUAUGGUGGUCACGGCAUCUGUGACAAUCUGGCCAGGUCAGUGACCCUGGCCCAGUCGACAGACAGUGGUCAGCUGAUAGCCAGUGAGGUCAUCAAGCUGUUCCACUCAAUGAGGCUGGAGGUGCAGGACCUGAGGGGGGUGGGCCUUCAGGUGCAGCUCCUUGAUGGGGCUCACUCAGCCGCCUAUGACCCCUCCGGCCCUAAAACACGCUCCAUCAGAGACAUGCUUUUGGCCCAGCGGCCCCCCGCCCAACACAACCACACAGAUUUGCUAGCUGAUGCUCCUGUUGCUGACUCAACCACCAAUCAGGGGAAGAGUUCCUCUGCCAGAGUCCCACCCCCCUUCUCCACUCUCCGCCCUCCUUCGCCUGCUGAUCCAAUCCCAGGGACAAGUAAAGAAGAGCCGCUGCCCUCUACACGCACACCUAACCAUGUUCGGACACGCCUCAACCUCAGCAUCGAGGUCCCCUCUCCUUCACAGGUGGACAGGUCAGUGUUGGACGCCUUGCCUGCAGAAUUGAGAGAACAGGUGGAGCGCUCCUGGACCCACAGAGAGAAAGAGAGAUCCCACAACGGGUCACACCAUCGCCCCUCUAGCCCUCACCCCUCAUCCCUUCUUUCUUCCCCCUCCUCUCCUCCUACCCCCGCUGCCCUUCCUGUAGGAACACUGGUGCUUCAGAUCCCCAACCAGCCUGGACAGCCUGGCUCCACGGGCAUCAUACUGGAACUGCCUGACUUUUCCCAGGUUGACCCGGAGGUGUUUGCCGCACUCCCCAGAGAGCUCCAGGAGGAACUGCGUUCAGCGUACAGCCGCAGAGAGACCGCCCAGGCCCAAGGGAUCAUCAUGGCAGAGCAGAGGAACCCCCUGUUGCAGCUGAAGCAGGUUGGAGUGGGUCGGGUGAAGAGGCGCUACAAGAAGAAGAACACCAACUCCAGCCCCAUUAAGAAAGGCCCCUCCCCUCUAAAGAAGCCCCACCCACAAGGAAACAGCCCUGCCAAAGCCCUACAGCACCCGCUCAGACCGAGGGACCUACCCAACGGCCUCAAGAUGGAGAAUGGACCUUCCACAUCCUCCCUAAAGCAGGAUGUCCCAGAGACUCUGUCUAAGUUCACCCCUCGCCCUGAACCAACCCUGGCUGGAGCCUGUGAUUUCACGGACAUCCGAACACUACUCAGAGAAUGGGUCACUACCAUCUCAGAACCCAUGGAGGAGGACAUUCUGCAGGUGGUCAAGUACUGCACUGAUCUGAUCGAGGACAAAGACCUGGAGAAACUUGACCUGGUCAUCAAGUACAUGAAGAGGUUGAUGCAGCAGUCUGUGGAGUCUGUGUGGAGCAUGGCCUUUGACUUCAUCCUGGACAACGUGCAGGUGGUGGUACAGCAGACCUACGGCAGCACUCUGAAGAUCACAUAGGAGAGGACACGGCAGGCUCUAGCCAAGUCUCAAAUCACACCUUAUUCCCCACAUAGUGCACUGGUCAAAAGUAGUGCAAUAGUAUGUGGGGGAUAGGAUGCCAUUUGAGAUCCAGUUUUGCUCCUCCACACACUCUGCAUCAGUGUUCUGUUUGUUGUACCACUGUUACAUCAUCAAACUAUUACAUCAUAAUCCUGACGGGAGGAGCUGUGUUCUCUUGUGACAUCACAGUGAAAGUUCUGUGACAUCAGCUCAGCAAGCCCCAUAGAAUGAGUAAUAAUAGGAUCUAUAUGACAAGCUCUCUCUCACUGACCUGCGUUCUAUUUCGACUUCAUUAUGACACACGUCAGCAGAACACAGCACAGGAAUCGGCCGCACUACACUUCAGCAGCCUGAAUAUCAACUUGGCCCGACACGCACUGUCCAACCUUUGGCUGACUCGGCCAUUAGGUGUGUGAAUAUGCCAAAUAUCACAGUCUGAUGGUGGCCAUGGAAUCUCCUUGCCUUCUCGACGGUCUACUCUGCCCCCCCCCCCCUAUUCUGUGACAUCCAGGGUUUGGAGGCAGAAAGAAGGAGACCAUAGACAUCUACUUUUCCUGGCUCUGUUUCUUUUCUCUCUGCUUAUCACCAGUCGUUCUGUUACUCUAAGCUCUGCCACCAUAGCCUCAGAAGUAUCUGCAAACUGACAUGGUAGCAAAAAGAUGCAAAAACAUCCUGUUUGGGAGAUUGUUUUUAAAAAGCAAGCAAUUUUUUUUGUACGUUUCCUCUGCAAAAAAAAAAAAGUGCCAAACCUUGUUAUGGCAUGUAAAUUGUGUUUUCAACACCUCUUGUUAAGUUUCAAAAGAAAAAAACUUUCUAUAUAGACAUUCUUACGUUUUCUCUUGUAUUGGUUACAAGUAGUGUGUUAUUAACUGUUGUUAGUUCUCUCCUUUUGCUCUUUCAUCGUGUGUGUUUGUGACGGAAUGGAAACCAACAUUUGGCCGAAGCACUUAUGUAACUUUUUUUAUGCAACCUCUAUAGGUUGACACAGAAUUGCAAUGGUGUGAAGUGGCUUCCUCUCCUUCAACUACACUGAUCUAGGAGAAGGCAAUACUAUAUCGCUUUGGAUAGCUACUAUGUGACGUGCAGAUGGUGAGGAGGGGAAGCCAUUUUAGGCUGUUGUGAGGCACCCACUCUCCUUAUGAGCUGUCAAUACUCUGUGACAUCAAAUGAAAUAAUACUUGCUUAUGCCCUCACAACAAUGUCACACCUUUUUGUGACGUUGCAGAAUUAAAUGUUCUCUUAUUGUGACAUCGCGGGAUACAAAUGUUCAAGAGGGCACACAUUUGUUGCAAAAAAAAAAAAGAACUGACAGUUUUCUCUCAUUGUGACAUCAGCAGAGUGGAUGACAUGGUGGUUUUGAAAUGGUUUCUACUGUACCUGAUCCAUGAUCAUAUAACGGUGAGUAUGCUGGGGAAAUGAAUGUAGUUCUAAACACAGGAGACACAGACAACCCUUUGAUUCGGAGUUUAUUUCCUUAGAAUGUGUAUGCUGUAUAAUGCUCACUUUUCCUCUCAUCUGCCCUAACUCUACAAAAGGGAAGGGCCAGAAGGAAUUAUCUCAUUGGUCAGUGUACCUGUCUAUCACGACUGACCCGUGCCUGAAGACCUGAAGCUGUGACAUCAUUUGUAUGUUUUCUAAGAACUUGAUAAUAAACUUGGAACUUGUAAAAUUC
Molecule: messenger RNA, 6295 nt
Organism: Oncorhynchus kisutch (coho salmon)
Lineage: Eukaryota; Metazoa; Chordata; Actinopteri; Salmoniformes; Salmonidae
Gene: rev1
Product: REV1 DNA directed polymerase
Exons: 21
Coding region: 277-4581 (1434 amino acids)
Biological process (GO): error-free translesion synthesis; error-prone translesion synthesis
Cellular component (GO): nucleus
Molecular function (GO): deoxycytidyl transferase activity; damaged DNA binding; DNA-directed DNA polymerase activity
Source: RefSeq, a predicted model, not a curated record